AUGGAUCUCGCGGUGACACUUGUCAAAUCGGUGAUGCGAGCUUUCUAUCCAACCAGAGAUGUUCUAGUAAUAGACGCGCUCAUUCUUCAUGAAGCUCUCCGUGAUGACGACCUGGCCUAUUUGAUGGCCACGAACCCGAAGGACCUUCAUAAAAUCUGCGGGAAACUCAGGGAGGAUAGAUUCUUGACAGUACACACGAGGCCAGAGUUCCGAGAAGGAAACCCACGACCGAGUAAUCGCACUUGGUACUACAUCAACUACCGCCACACCAUCGAUGCCAUAAAGUGGCGUGUCUACACAAUUGACAAAGAUGUUCAAGGAACAACGGAGAGAACAACGGAGAAGAAGGAGUACGUCUGUUCGUUCUGCAAGGCUGAAUGGUCGCCUUUGGAGGUAUUGGACAGCCAUGGCCCGAACGGUUUCCUGUGCCAUCGAUGCGGCCAUGUCCUGACCUUUGAAGCAGAUCGCAAUGCUGGCGGUCACGAACAGUCCACUCGGCUGAACGACCAAUUCAAGUUCAUAAGUGAACUUCUGCAAAAAAUCGACAAUGUACACAUACCAGAAUGUGAUUUUGAUCGCGCUCUCGCAAAGGCUAGACCAGUGGUUCGCGACGCGACGCACCAGAUUGCGGCAACUACGCCCAUGGAUUCGGGCUUAAACAGACCAAUGGCAGUAAAGGGACUGAUGAACACAGGGCCCCAAUCCAUCUCUGUCAACAUUUCGACUGUUGAGGGCGCAUCAGAAGCAGAGAAGGAGGCGGAGAUCGCGCGCCGGGAAAAGUUGGCGGCCCAGAAUGCUUUGCCGUCUUGGAUGUCAAACAGCACUGUUACUGGUGAAUCCUUUGCGGGUGCUACUGGGACAGGACCUUCUGUUAUCAAGAGCGAAGCCGCGCCGAACGAUGAGUCAAAGCAGAAGCAGGUAGACAGCAAGGCUAUUGCUCAGAUCGAUGAUAUCUUCGAAACACUCAAAGCUGAAGCUGCACAGAGGCAGCAAGAUGGCUCUGACGAGGAAGACGGCUCUGAAGAGGACGAAGACGACUUUGAAGAUGUCCCAGCUGCUGGCGGUAACUCCGGUCUGGACACAUUAUCUCUCGGCCCGUCGAUGAAGCGAGAUGCUUCCGAGGAGCUAUCAAAAGGUGAUACUGAGUUAGAAGAGCAUAGCAGAAAGAGGGCGAAGAUUGAACCCGAAAUUAAGGCAGAAAGUGCGGGCAACGGCAGCGGGGAAGAUGAUGAUGAGGAUGAAAUGGAGUUUGAAGAUGUAUAA
Messenger RNA from Cordyceps fumosorosea ARSEF 2679, 1263 nucleotides. RefSeq names its product Transcription factor TFIIE, alpha subunit. Lineage: Eukaryota; Fungi; Ascomycota; Sordariomycetes; Hypocreales; Cordycipitaceae. Gene Ontology annotation, biological process: transcription initiation at RNA polymerase II promoter; transcription open complex formation at RNA polymerase II promoter. The coding region runs from base 1 to 1263 and encodes 420 amino acids. Gene Ontology annotation, cellular component: transcription factor TFIIE complex. The transcript is spliced from 3 exons. The record is from RefSeq and is a predicted model, not a curated record.